AGGCCCGGGAUUCGGGAGUCGCUUGCCGUACGCCGUACGAUUUGGUAAUGUGCGUUGUUUUUUUCUCGUCGUCUCCAGUAUCGUCGUUGAUGUAUAGUAUAUUUACAUAUAUAUUUAUAACUAAAUAGUGAAUACAUUUAUAUAUAGUUCCAUUUUCCUUGUCGCACGCCCGCGCACUCAACUUUUUUACUCCACUCCAUCCGACGACGUCUGACACCCUUAUCACAAACGUUUGACCUUCGGUAUUAUUGCGUGUGCGUUUGAUAACAAAACAAUUUUUUUUAAGUAUAAGUUUUUAAUUGUCUUAUUUCAAUAAUUUACGUGAAAUUUCACCCACUGUUAUCGUUUAUGAUAUUGUUAUUGAAACGUGUACUAGUGUUUUAUAGUGUUCGGAAAAUAGAAAAAACGUAUGAACAACGGUCAGCAAGAAAAGCCGAUAACUGAGUAGUUUUUGAUCCAAUUGGCUACGCAAUUUGCCAUACGGCUAACUCAUCUAUAAAAGCUACAUAAGAAAAUUUACAACAUCAAAACCCGGCAUUGCCUUGUUCGAUUUGGGCCAUUCGGAAUAAUAAUUGAGUUACAUUUGUAAGUCAAUGCAAAAUUUAAAAAUGCUGAGUGGCCGCGGCCAAGAUCUGUGAACGCCGUGUGUGAACAAAGAGGAUAACAACGUCAGGUCACGGACCCCCUUUGGCGUGGGCAGGCCCCGGCAUUCUCGCGGAUAAUGUUUAUGGGGCGGCGCGUUGGGCACCGCCGCGUUCCAUGGACGAAGGAGCCGGCGGCGGCAGUAGCGGGAACAGUACCAACCGAAGAAUAUUACCGCCACUGUAUCAUCAUCAAAUCCAGCAACAGCAACAACAACAACAGCAAGCUGCAGCAACAGCGGCAGCAGCAGCGGCUGCAGCUCAACAGUACCUUACCGUAGCUGCAGCAGCCGCUGCAGCAAACGCUGCGGUUUUACAGCAGCAUUCAUCGUCAUCAUACAACGGUGAGGUGCAAGACAGAUCAGAUUCUGGUCUAAGCUCAUCUAGAACUCUCAACUCGAGUGAUGAACGGUCUGGAUCUCACUCGAGUGCGUUCAGCGGGUCCGAUGACCACGGGGCUGCAACAUCGCCUUUAAACGAACAGCAAUCGUUUAACAACGUACGUAUUUGGAGAGAUCCCAGUCUCUUACAGCAUCCAGUUGAUGGACCUAUAAGGCAUGUCGAUAGCGUUCAACAUCAGAGUUUGUUUAUGUCUUCAAGCGCUCAAAUGUCUCAAGCACCGUUGCCCUUUCAGUCUUUUCAUCCACCCUCGUCUACGGUGCAACCAAUGAAUGUCGGUGGAAUGAUGUGGAAGCCUCCUCCAGUAUCAGUUUCAAAUUCUAACGGAAGUGGUGGUCAACAACAAUCCGUCAAUUACUAUCAGCAACAUGCUAACGACCAACAGUUUAGAUUAAAUAACAGCAGGAGUAAUGUCUCUGAUAAAGAUGCUGCCAAGUACAAGGAAGCUAAAAAAUCCAGGUCUAACUCGCAAGUUUCUCUAACAAGUAGUUCUAGAACUACCCCGACGUCCAUCGGCCAUCAGCUUGUUGCUGUGGAUUCCAAAGAGUCUCGUGAGUAUAGACGUAUGGAAAUCGAUCGCCUCAUGAAUCGCCAAAGGCAUUCGGAACAACAGAUGAGAGAACACUCAGAAAAGAAGAAAGCCGAAGCUGCUGUUCACCAGCAUUUUGAAGAAAGUUUAAAGUUGGCACAGCAACAAAGGCGCUCAAACUGGAUUUCUAACCUACCCACUCCGCCUAAAAAUAUAUUUCCUUUGCAAGGGUCGAAAACUUCUCAGGAAAUAAAUACCAAAGGUCCUCCAGUAUUAACCCCUAUCAGAAGAUCGCCUGAAGACUGGAAGGACAAAGGAGUUAACUCUGCCGGCAAACACACUACUGCAACUACCGUUCUACCCAGAUUAACCCCCAUUACAACAAUGCCACCAUCUAGAUCUUCGGCUCAAAUACCUCAUAGAGUUCAGCAACAGCAAACGUCUAAAAAAUUAUACGACGGUGAAAAAAAUAACGUGACAAUGAAUGUUCACGACGGUCUCAACCACAACAUGAUCUCUUAUGCUCAUUUUAUGCAGCAAUCUAGCAACAAUAACUCAGCGACAGCUGCUUAUCCACCAUCACCAUCUCCAUCGUCAGUAAUUGUAAGAAAUGAUAGUACAUCGCAUAAAAACGGUGGUAUCGUUAAAACCGAAAGUGUUAGUUACUACAGCUCAGUAUCGCCUGGCAUCAAUAUGACCAGCCCUCAUGAAAUACCACCACAAUUAGAAAUUAAUAGAGGUAGUACUCGGGCUUUAGAAUCACCCGACAUCGCGAAGUCGUCUUCAAGGGUUCCUACGUCUGCUUCCCGUUAUCUUCCUCCGCCGGAAUCGCUACUUUAUCCAGCAAAUGUUACUAGUCAACAACUUAGUAGCAGUAAUUCUAGCUCCGGCUCUAAUUCAUCAACGUUUUAUCCAUCAUCGUAUCCUGGUCAAACAUUUGGUCGUUCUCAAAAUGUUAUUGGUGGCCACUAUUAUCCUUCUGUCUCGCCAUCUUAUUACCAUCCUCCAUCAAAUUAUCGUCAGACCAGACAUGCAGAUACUGCUUCAUUUUACCCUGCUUCCACAAUACGCCAUGUUAAGACUUCAGGUCAAUUAUCACCGUACCCACCAACCGCUUCUUCACCUUUAUUACAACAUUUUAACCGAAGUAGUUCUAACAAUACUCCUCCUCCGGCACAUACCAGUAUAGUCAAUACCCGUAGUUAUACACCGGAUGCACAAGAACCUAUACCUUUAGCAUUAACUAGUAAUGGCCAUAAUAAAAACAACGACGAAAUUCAAUAUGAACCCUUGGAUCUUGUUGUAGUCUCUGACCGUGUUUCUAGACCAUCGUCUGCACUAAUUAUUGACACAAUAGCUCCAAAUGUAAACAGUAUAGAAGUUCAUCCGGAUGCGCAUACAGAUGCUGCUAAAGUACUUUUAGGUAUGCACACUGCCAUUGAUAUACGUCAGAACGUACAUGGACGUUCUGACUCUGACAGUUUACCUUUAAAAAUUCGCGUUGAAGACCAGAAUGGUACGAAAAAAUUAAACGAUGCCAAUUGCAAUGGUCAAAUACUAAGUAAUGAAUAUACUAUCUCUAGUCCUAUGUCUUUAACGACAUCUAUCUAUGAUUUCAGUAAUAAAACUGAACUUAUCAAACUAGAACGAAAAGAAGAUGAAGUGAUUAUUGACAUUGGAAACGAAAAUAGUGUACAAAAAGAGCAAAUCCAAAAUGAUUGUGAUGAGGAUGACGAAGACGAACCCUCUCCACCUGCUCUAGUAAAAGAGGAGGCAUCACCGCUCUCAAAUCGAGACACAAAUGGUGAAUCGAAAGAGGAUGAAGAUGAAUCUACGGGUUCGCCACCUGUUCUAAUGCCAGCACCACCGUAUACAACUACGGAGUCAUCUUGCGGUAGUGGUGGAAGUAUCAGUGUAAAAACGCCGCAUCAUCAUAAACUUAAGAAGGCUUGGUUGCAACGUCAUACACGAACUGAAGAUUUAAAGGAAGCGACUGCUUCAUUAUCAUUGGAAAUCAGCAAAACUAUAGCAAAAACAUCGUCAGUUGAUAUUUCAGAUGAUGUUCCACCAGUGCUAUCGUGUGAAACUGCUACACUUCAGCAACAACAAAAUUUUAAUAAAAAAAGAAGUGCUGGUGGUGGUAGUGGUAGUACGGCACUUGAAAUGUCUUCAUGUGAUUCAGAUGCUGACAUGGCGGCUGGACCUAAAAAGAGAAAAGUUUCAAAUGCCACCACAUUUUCAGGCAAUAAAAGUGCAUCUGACAGCGAUGAAACGAUUUUUGAUGGAAAAGACGACGAUGCCGAUGACAAUGGAAGUUCGGGCAAAGUAGAUGAAAUUACGACGCGACAGUCAACAAUAAUUACGAACCAUGAAAGAAAACAACGUAAUUCUGUCAGUACCAGUAGCACUAAAAUGCCUAAAAAGAGGGGCAGAAAACCUAAGUUGCCAGUAUCUUUACCAGCUAAAAAAGUUUGUAAAAGUGAUGAUAUUGCUAUCGGUAGCGAAGAAGAUGGUGACAACUUUUUCCAAUCUGGACCGUGUUUAAAUGCGGGUCCUAAAAUACACAAAUGCAGAGAGUGUCGAUUAUUUUUGAGCAGAAAGAAAAAAGAUACUUGUCAAGACGAUAUCGAUAAUAUAUUCUGCAGGUUUUAUGCAUUCCGAUUGCUUUAUACCAAUAAAAAUGGUCAAUUGACCAACGCGGGAUUUCCAGACCCAUUUAAAGAUGUUACUGAGGAAGACCUCGAAUUAUGGACACCUAAUUCACAGAAUCCACCCGAUGGAUUGGAUGUAACUGUGGCUAAAAAAGUUUUGGAGGAAGCCGGACGUCAGUUCUGUUAUCUUGUCAAAGAAGAAAAUGAAGCACUCACAUUAACUCCAUUUGCUCAAGAUAAACCCAUUGCAUGGAAAAAAGCUGCUAAUGGAGUUAGAGAAAUGUGUGAUGUUUGCCUAACCACCAUAUUCAACUACCAUUGGGCGUGUGCUAAAUGUGGUUUUGGAGUGUGUAUCGAUUGUGUUAAGAGUCGUCUCAAUGGCUCUGCGCUUUCAGCAGACGCUGCGUCAAUGACCAAAAAAGAUCUCAGAGAAAAGGACACUUUCAUGUGGAUCACAUGCACUAAUCGACAAAAUCAUGACAUCGAUCGGCUAAUGCUGACUCAGAUAGUAGCUGGAGAUUCACUUAAUUUAGUUAACUCGAAAAUGCACGAAAUAUGUACUAUAAAUAAUAUUAGAUUAGAUUGUGGAUGCCCGUCACACGGACCUCCUUCAUGUAACUCAGUUGAACAACAGAAUGGUUUAUCUAAAGAAGACAAUGCUACUAAAUCGUGUAAUGAACCGUCUACAGAUUCAAAGACCGAUUCGACUAAUGAAAAUGCGUUAACUGAGGACAAAGUUAAAAAAGAUAAUAAUACGACGUCGGUGACUACUAUCAUUGAAAAAAAAAUUGAUGAAAGGAAAGUCGACGAUAAAAAAGUCGUUGAAGAACCUAUUACAGCUGAAUCUAAAGAGAAGAAAGUCGUUACCUUGAAACAUUAUGUAAAGAAGAAGAACAAGUAUCCAGAUAAUGCAACCCGGAGGACAUCACCAGUUCGCGUAAUGACUGUAAUCGAAAGCCGACAACUAUAUCCAGAUAUACCGCACUCAUGGCUGUGCGACGGUAAAUUGUUAAGACUGCUCGACCCCGAAAAUCCUUUUAACUACGUUAUAUUCCAAGAACAGUGGAAGCGAGGACAACCAGUGAUGAUAAGCGACGUCGGUAAAAGCUUAAAUCCACAGAUUUGGCACCCAAAAUCAUUUUCCAAAGACUUUGGCCAAUAUAAAAACGAUCUCGUAGACUGCUCGACCGGCCGAAUUGUAUCUAACAAGAUGAUGAAACAAUUUUGGGACGGAUUUGAGAAUGAGAAUGACAGACUUACAGACUCAUCCGGCAAUAAAAUGCUAUUGAAACUUAAAGAUUGGCCUGUAACGGCAGACUUUGCCGAGACGUUACCUGACAGAUUUGAUGAUUUAAUGCGAGCUCUACCACUAAAAGAUUACACCCAUCGGGAUGGCAAGCUCAACCUCGCUUCCAGGUUACCCGACUGUUUUGUGCGGCCAGAUCUCGGUCCAAAAAUGUACUCGGCCUAUGGUAACGCAUGUAACCCUGACCCUGGUAAACGAAUGUUAAGCACAACCAACCUUCAUUUAGACGUGUCAGACGCCGUAAAUGUUAUGGUGUUUGUGGGUGUGACACGUGACGGCAACAAAAAAGGUGAUGAUGCCGAGAGAGAUCACGAUUGGCAUGUCAAAGAAGCAUAUCGUGCCAUUGACGAGGCUGGUUGUGAUAUUGCAAGUAGACGACGGGCCCGCGAAGCGAAAGAAAUUCCAGGAGCUGUUUGGCACAUUUACCACGCCGACGAUGCGGAUGCCAUACGUGACUUGUUGAACAAAGUGAGUGCUGAAGAAGGUAAACCGGCCGAACCUAACCACGACCCUAUACAUGAUCAAUCAUCAUAUUUGGACGCUGAUCUUCGAGCGAGACUUUACAACGAGUACGGAAUCGAAGGAUACGCAAUCGUACAGUGUCUUGGUGAUGCCGUGUUUGUCCCAGCCGGAGCACCACAUCAGGUAAGAAACUUGCACAACUGUAUUAAAAUCGCAGAAGAUUUCGUUUCACCAGAGAAUGUCUCGCAAUGUUUUCGACUUAUGAACGAGUUUCGGGAACUAUCAAAAAGUCAUGACAACCAUGAAGACAAACUGCAGAUCAAGAACAUAAUGUACCAUGCAAUUAAAGACUCGCUUUCAGUCAUGUUACACGAUCGAUUGCAGUCGGAGCAGAGCUAGUAUUUUAUAAAUUAUGUACUUGAUUAAAUAUGUUAACUACUACCUAUAGAUUGAAUUUACCUGAAGACUAUGAUAUUGACGUGAUUUUGACUUUAUUAUUUUUAUUAUUGUUGUUUGUGUAAAUAUAAAAUCGGGUCCAUUGCUCUACCCUAUUGUAGUUUAUUUGUAUACGAUUUUAACUAUUAUAAUUUUUUUUUUAAUACAUCUAUGUAUAAUAAUAAUAAUGAACUCAAUGUUUUGUUGUUAUAUAAUAUAUUACUUUUUUUUUUUUAAUAUUAUAAUUUUGAUCAUGUAUUAAAUAUUUUUAUUAUUAUUAUUAUUAUUGUUACUUUACGGUGCUUUUUUGAGCAUGAGGACAAAAGUUCUUUUUUUCCAUAGAAGGUACAAUAUUAUGUUUUUCAAUUUUAAUUGUGAUAACAUGUGUAACAUAAUGUUAUGUAUACACUUAUAAUUAAAUACUUUAACUUACAUCUAUAAAUUCGCAUAUUUAUAAAUAUAAUGUUAAAAUGAAAUGUUGAAAUAAUUUAUCUGUUGAUCAGUUUUGUGAUUUUGGGACAGUUAAAAAAAAUAGUUCAAAAUAUAAUGAAUGUCAUAAUUUCAACAAAUUAUUUGUAUACAUAAAUUGUUCUUUUUUUAAAUAUUCUAUUUUAAAUGACCUGCAAAUAUUUGAUCUAUUACAAAUUACAAGGCUAUAUUGAAUAACUUUCUACAAAAUUAGCAUCAUUGAUUUAAUUUAGAAGGUCUGGAAGUAUAGAUAUUAAUACUAUAUGAUUUUAUAAUUUUUUCUCGGGUGUUACCUCAUUUAAAUCUUUUAAAGAUAAAAAAAAAAUACAGGUAGUUAUAAUCAAAAAAUAAAAAAAAUAUUGACCUUAAUGUAACGAAUUUACUUGAAUUACAAUGUAGUGCUACAUAACAUAAUAUAUUAUUUAUAUUAAAAUAUUACACAUGUUUAUGUUAAUAAUUUAUUCAGGAAGUUAUCCAAUAUUUAAAAAAAUAAAAUCUUAAAAUAACAAAAAAUUAGUUAUGAUCUAUCAUGUAUUAAUAAUUUAUUAAAAUAACUUGCCAUGAAUAAGAAUUAAGGUCUACUUGAAUAAAUAAAAAUUCUACUCUCUUAUUCAUUUUCUUCUAUGAUACAUUUAUUAUAAAAUAGGUAGACUUAUCACAGAAUUAUUUAUUUUUUUCUGUAAUAGAUUUAAUGAAUUAUACUAGGUAAAUUACAAAAAAAUAUUUUGGUUUUGCCUGAUUUUGUUUUAACUAAUUUUUAAAUUAUUCUACAGAAAUUUUUAAAAUUGCAUUAAAUAUUGAAUUCAUAUUUUUACAAAUUAAUUCAUUCCUCCCAUUUUUAAUAUUAAUAACUAUUGUAAUUAAUAUAUAUAUAUAAAAAUGUAAGAUUUUAUCAUUCGUCUAUAUGUAAUACAAAAUUAAUAUGAUGCAAAGAUCAACCUUUAAACUUGCUACAUUUUGUGAUCAAAGUGUAAUGUACUAACAAAAUUAAGUCUUCACACAUAGAAUUUACUGUUAUAGGUAAUUCAAUAUUGAAUCUUGAGUUACAAAUACUUAAUUAAUACCUAAUUAUAAUAAUAAAAUUAUCACAGAUAUGACAAUAUUCAUUGAUUUUUUUACUGUUUUUGUUCAUUUAAAUUCUGCUAAAUAUUUUUCAAGCAAUUUGUUAAUAAUUCAGUGAAAAAUAAUAAUUAAAAAAUUUCCAUAAAUAAAUAUGAACUAAAGUUUAUAAUCAGCAAUUAUUAAUUUCCUUUCAUAAUACUAUCAAUACCCUAUUGUCUAUAUGUCAAUAAAUAAUCAAUGAGAAGUAAAUGAAAAAUAAUAACUUUUCUUUGUCUAAUAUAAAUAGUUUUUAUAAUAAUAAAAUAACUAUAUAAAAGUAGUAAAAACUACAGAUAUAAUUAACUUAAUAAUUAAUAAGAGUGUUUGGUUUUAUUAAUUAUGUACCUUUUUUUUUUUUUAAUGGUUAAAACACUCAUAAGUAAUAAAUAGUAACAAUGAUAUAGUAUUAAAGGAGCAAAUUAAUUAAACUACAGUCAGCCAAUUCGAUGAAAGUCCAUUGAUCAAAAUUCGUGAUAAGUAAAAUUUAACUGUAAAUAUUUAGUAUGUUAAUGUUUAUUAAUAAUAAUUAUAGGUAACUUUUAAUCUAAAAUUUGGAUCUCUUGUAUUGAAUAAAACUUGUUAAAAUUUGUUUUUGUUAUACUAAAUUAAGUGUUUUAAGUAAAUAAGUAUUGUAUAAUUUUCAUUGUUUAAUGCUAUUCAUUGUAAAAUAAAACUUUUAUUGUUACCAAAUAAAUAUUAUGCUGUAAUUAAUAUUAUUGUAAUGGGUACUAAAAUAAUUGUAGCUAUAAUUAUAAGAUAAUUCGUUAAAUAAAAUUUAUUCUGUUCCUCA
Molecule: messenger RNA, 8782 nt
Organism: Daktulosphaira vitifoliae (grape phylloxera)
Lineage: Eukaryota; Metazoa; Arthropoda; Insecta; Hemiptera; Phylloxeridae
Exons: 16
Coding region: 760-6387 (1875 amino acids)
Biological process (GO): regulation of transcription by RNA polymerase II
Cellular component (GO): histone deacetylase complex; chromatin
Molecular function (GO): transcription coregulator activity; histone H3K9 demethylase activity; chromatin DNA binding
Source: RefSeq, a predicted model, not a curated record